UACAUUCUGAAGUUUCACGAACUUAUUGCUCGUGCGUUACAUGCAGACGCUGGGUUCUUCCUUUUUCAUGCAAACUGCACCUACUAUCAAGAAGAGGGGUUCUUCCUCAAACAAGAACAAUUAUCUACAUGAAGAUCUUAUGAAGAAGAAUGGAUGAAAUAAACCCUACGCGUUGACUUCUCAUUUAUAUGAUUGCGAGGAAGCUAGAAAAAGAUCAUUGGAGAGCAAUUGUAUGAAAACAUCUCUCGAAGAUGGCUGGAACUGGUACAGUAAGCAGUUUCCAGAAGAAAGGAAAACCCAAAGUAGUUUCUAUUCCUGGAACUCAUCCUUCUAUCCACAAUUCCCAGCUGCUUCUCUCAUGUGGAAUACCAUCACUGGACUAUCUCAUUGGGGGUGGUCUACCUGUUGGCUCAAUCCUCCUCAUAGAGCAAGAUAGAUAUGACAUAUACAGCAAACUGUUCCUUAAAUAUUUCCUCGCUGAAGGGGUCAUUAACAACCAUAUUCUUACGCUGGCCAGUCUCGAUGUUUCCCCUCGAACAAUUGCAGAGGACUUGCCUGCCUCAACAGACAUAGAACCUGAUACAACCCAAACAUCUGCUGAUGACAAGCAGAUGACUAUUGCCUGGAGAUACCAAAAUAAAGCCUCCCAGCCCACAACUUCUGUUGGUAACAGAUUUGGUCAUAAUUUUGACCUGACAAAAUCUAUGGAUGCAGAGCUCACUUCUCGGAUAGAUAUGGCUCUCUGGGAUGGCUCAGAGGCAGAAGAAGGAAGGGGAAUGAUAGAGAAUAAAAACUACUGGUCCCUUCUAAAGCUAAUUAAGAAGAGGAUAGAAGUGGGUAGUCUCUCAACUUCAUGUAAUAAAGCAAAAACAAAUGUAAUGCGCUUGGCUCUCCACUCAGUAGGGUCCCCACUCUGGGGAUGGGAGUUUGGUCACCAGGAGAAAGAUAACCAAUGGCACAGCCUUACUACCUUUUUGCUUAUGCUGAGAGCACUGGUACGUACCUCUUUCUCUGUGUGUUUAGUCACAAUUCCUUCCCAUCUCUUCAGUGAUCCUGCUCUAACUCUUCGACUGCAUGCAUUGGCUGACUUUGUGGUGAGGCUAGAGUCAUUCCAAGGUUCAGAUCAUGAAACUAAUCCAGUUUUCAAAGAUUAUCAUGGCCUCUUCCAUAUAAUCAAGUUAGCUGCCAUCAAUUGCCUGGUCUCCCCAAUGCUGGACUCGACUGACUGGGUGUUUAAACUGAGGAAACGCAAGUUAACAAUUGAACGGCUGCACCUGCCUCCGGAGUUGUCUGAGACUGUUAGUAGAAGCCAAGAAGAUCCUACUGGCAGAUCUGCUGGCCUUGCUUGCAUGGGAAAGAACCUUCCAAGGAAUCUGGAAUUUUAGCCUUUAUUAAUAAAGUGUUUUGUCUUGAAA
Procambarus clarkii (red swamp crayfish) is the source of this 1415-nucleotide messenger RNA. It is a transcript of the gene Elp4, whose product is annotated as Elongator complex protein 4. The record is from RefSeq and is a predicted model, not a curated record. Lineage: Eukaryota; Metazoa; Arthropoda; Malacostraca; Decapoda; Cambaridae. Gene Ontology annotation, cellular component: elongator holoenzyme complex; transcription elongation factor complex; cytoplasm. Gene Ontology annotation, biological process: tRNA wobble uridine modification.